Messenger RNA from Carica papaya (papaya), 393 nucleotides. RefSeq names its product B-box zinc finger protein 25-like. The record is from RefSeq and is a predicted model, not a curated record. Lineage: Eukaryota; Viridiplantae; Streptophyta; Magnoliopsida; Brassicales; Caricaceae. Gene Ontology annotation, molecular function: zinc ion binding.
AUGAGGAGUUGCGAGCUUUGCGGCCGCCUCGCAAGAGCGUACUGUGAAUCCGACGAGGCAAGUUUGUGUUGGGAGUGUGAUGAGAAGGUUCAUGGAGCUAACUUCCUGGUGGCGAGACACUCGCGGAUUCUUCUCUGCCAUGUCUGUCAGUCUCUUACUCCUUGGAAUGCUUCCGGUUCUAAGCUCGCUCGCGCGAUUUCCAUCUGUGAGAACUGUACGCACGAAGAUGAUGGUGUAGAUGGCGAAGCGACGGAGACAGAGAAUGAUGAUGAUGAGAUCACUACGGAAGAUGAUAGCGAGCAGAAAGAAGGGGAAGAUGGAGAGAAUCAAGUGGUUCCAUCGCCUGCAACCACAACCACACCACCUGCUGCGAGCUCUUCCAGUAGUGAUUGA